UUUUUCCUUUCGAAGAGAUUGGACCGUUGCCGACAUUCCUGGAGUUAUGACAGAUACUCGAAAUAGACGAAUCGCGCGUACACAGGAUGCUUCCCUAUAUCAAUAAACCGUUUGAGUUCCUGUCUGGGAUCGUUGGAGCUUCUCCCGAUGAGCUCAAGCUCGUCUUCUCCUUCUUCAUAUCCUAUCCUCUCGCCGGCCUCUUGAAACGUGUCCCAGACGCUCGCCCCGAAUAUAAAAAUGCAUUCGUGAUCGGUGGCGGCCUGUUCUAUUUAGUAGGCCUAUUCUCGUUAUGGACCGGCGUCCGAACCCUCUUCAUCUCCUCCGCCGUCACGUAUGGCCUCGCCCACUACCUACGAACGUCUGCGUACAUGCCAUGGAUCGCCUUUGUCUUCCUCAUGGGCCACAUGGCCGCGAACCAACUUGCGCGACAGUUCGCCGAUAACCCGGCCGGAAUCGAUAUCACGGGUGCCCAGAUGGUUCUCGUUAUGAAGCUAUCCGCCUUCGCCUGGAACGUGGCGGACGGCGCCCUACCCGAGGACCAGCUUAGCGAUUUUCAGAAGUCGAGGAGGAUACUCGAGCUACCUAGCCUGCUAGACUACGCCGGAUACGUGCUAUUCUUCCCGUCCCUAAUGACCGGUCCGGCGUUCGAUUAUAACGAGUACCGCGGCUGGCUCGACUGCACCAUGUUCGACGUGCCGGCGACCAUCGACCCCGCCAAGAGGCCGCCGACUAGGAAGAAGCGGAAGAUACCGAGGAGCGCGACGCCGGCCAUGUGGAAGCUCGCGAGCGGCUGCGUGUGGAUCUACCUCUUCCUCAACCUGAUCAAGCACUACAGCUUCGAGGUGCUCCUGGGCGACGAAUUCACGCAGCUCGGCUUCCUGCGCCGCGUCUUCGUCAUGCACAUGGUCGGGCUCACGGCGCGGACCAAGUACUACGGCGUGUGGUCGAUGGCGGAAGGGUCGUGCAUCCUCGCGGGGCUGGGCUACAACGGCGUCGACCCGGUCACCGGCAAGGUCUCGUGGGACCGGCUGCAGAACAUCAACCCCUGGGGCGUCGAGACGGCGCAGAACAGCCGCGCCUACCUCGGCAACUGGAACAUGAACACGAACAAGUGGCUGCGCUACUACGUCUACCUGCGCGUGACGCCGCGCAACAGGAAGCCCGGGUUCCGCGCCAGCUUGGCGACCUUCGUGACCAGCGCCUUCUGGCACGGCUUUUACCCCGGGUAUUACCUGUCUUUUGUGCUUGCGAGCUUCGUCCAGCAGGCUGCGAAGAAUUACCGCCGCAUCAUCCGGCCCUUCUUCCUCGACCCGGUCACGCAAAAGCCGCUCCCGAGCAAGAAGUACUACGACGUGGCGUCGUGGCUCGCGACGCAGACGACCUUCUCGUUCGUCGUGGCCCCCUUCGUCAUCCUGCGCUUCGACCAGUCGAUCCUCGCGUGGAGCCGCGUCUACUUCUACGCCGUGCUCACCACCGGCGCGAGCAUGGCGGUUUUCGCUUCGCCCGCUAAAAAGCAGCUCAGAACGGUGCUGGAGAAGAGGACCAAGGAGGCCGGCGCCGCGAAGAUGGUGCGCAGCGCGAGCACGGAUAGUCUUACGGGGAGGGGACGGGAGCCCGUGCUCGGCGUUAGCGAGGAUCCUGGGAGGGAUAUUGAUGAGGCUAUUCGCGAGCUUAGGGUCGAGGUUGAGAGGGCGAGGACGGGGGGGUUGGAUGUUGGGGUUAGGGGGAGGGGGCAGGGGAGGAAGGAGCAGUGAUUAAGCGUGUGGUCGGGGCUGAAGUUGGGGUUGUAAGUUGAGUUGAGUUUGCAUGAUUACUUGUGUAUGAUCACUGAGAGAGGAGAGAACGUAGCUAAAGGAGCUUGAGAAUGUGUGAGUUUGAGUCGAGAGACUGACAGACAAUUAUGGGGUGUAAUGCGCGUGCGUAUGGCUUGGGAUAGGUGCUUAAUGAGGUGUAGAUUAGAUCAGACAAAACGAGACCGGAUGAGAUGAGAGGGGAGAUUCGAGGAGUGUGCGUG
Annulohypoxylon truncatum is the source of this 2014-nucleotide messenger RNA. RefSeq names its product MBOAT family protein. Bases 87 to 1754 code for a protein of 555 amino acids. Gene Ontology annotation, cellular component: endoplasmic reticulum; membrane. Gene Ontology annotation, biological process: lipid modification; glycerophospholipid biosynthetic process. The transcript is spliced from 5 exons. The record is from RefSeq and is a predicted model, not a curated record. Gene Ontology annotation, molecular function: 1-acylglycerophosphocholine O-acyltransferase activity; 1-acylglycerol-3-phosphate O-acyltransferase activity. Lineage: Eukaryota; Fungi; Ascomycota; Sordariomycetes; Xylariales; Hypoxylaceae.